AUGAGCAGGGUCAGUUUGAAUUGCUUUUGUCCCCCGUUUCCAGCUGCAGAUCUUCUGCGCAGUCACUUGGAGUGCAACUUUGGAAGCUCCGACCCUGCUGCGCGGCCUGCGCAUCGGCUGGGCAUAUUCUCCCGAGGUUCGUGCUGCUGCAGCAAAUGCAAGAUCCACUUGCCAAGAAAAAGCUGCUUCCUCGCUGCUUGCUGGCAGCUCGUGCAGCUUUCCGUUUCCGCGGACGGGCGAAACUGGACAGUGGCGAGCCCGUUCAAGAGAACUCCGAGCAGCGAAGGUCCGCCCGACUCUGCACUUUUGCUGCUGCUGCUGCUGCGAGCUGCGCGGGCUCAGUGGCCUUCAACGAAGACCUUUUCUUCGACCACCCGCGCACAGUGCGGGCGGUGGCCAUUGCAAUGCGCAAGGCGCUGCACGACUACUUCGGACUCAAUCUCGUGGAGCCGCUGGAGACUGGCGAGCCGCUGCUCAUGA
Molecule: messenger RNA, 480 nt
Organism: Eimeria necatrix
Lineage: Eukaryota; Apicomplexa; Conoidasida; Eucoccidiorida; Eimeriidae
Exons: 1
Coding region: 1-480 (159 amino acids)
Source: RefSeq, a predicted model, not a curated record